This is a messenger RNA of Labeo rohita (rohu), 3171 nucleotides long. RefSeq names its product oxytocin receptor a (gene oxtra). Lineage: Eukaryota; Metazoa; Chordata; Actinopteri; Cypriniformes; Cyprinidae. The record is from RefSeq and is a predicted model, not a curated record. Gene Ontology annotation, cellular component: membrane. Gene Ontology annotation, molecular function: peptide binding; vasopressin receptor activity; oxytocin receptor activity. The transcript is spliced from 3 exons. The coding region runs from base 477 to 1649 and encodes 390 amino acids. Gene Ontology annotation, biological process: maternal process involved in parturition; G protein-coupled receptor signaling pathway; female pregnancy.
AAAGCUUCUAAGCAGUAAACGUGCAGGAAAGCACACUGAAAACAUUUGAUGUCAUUCAGGCUGUUUCAGAGGAACGUACUGAUUUAAAAUAGUGCACAAGGACCCCUAGUGGAAGUUGUGGGUAAGUUCAGGUAGGGAGAACCAUUGAGAAGAUGUAUAAGUGGUGAUAUCGUGACGUGCUCCAUUCAGUGUGAGCCGAGUGAGAGCAAAGGAGGUUCUCCACCUCUAGGACUCUCCUUUACACCUACUCUUCCAGAAGCGGGACAGCCUGAUAAAAUGGAUAACAAUUUUCACAGUGAAGGCUGAAAACAGCUGAGGGAUCACCUCCAAGCAGCAAAGGACUUUCCCGGUUCCUGGAGUCCUUGUCGUGCCACCUGUUAAGUUAAAGGGUUGCCUGUGUACUGGCUAAUUAUGCCUGAGGAAAACUAAUCAGUUCUCUGACAUCUGUGGAGAAUUAGGCGUGCGCUUUGGGCAGCAUGGAGGACAUCUUCAAGGAUCAAGACUUGUGGUCCUUCAAUGAGUCAUCUAGAAACUCCAGCAUCACCAAUGAAACUUACGGCGUGAACCAGACGGUGAACCCGCUGAAGCGGAACGAAGAGGUGGCAAAAGUGGAAGUUACUGUAUUGGCCUUGAUUCUCUUUUUGGCACUCGCCGGUAACCUUUGCGUCCUCGUUGCGAUCCACACGGCCAAGCAUAGUCAAUCUCGCAUGUAUUAUUUCAUGAAGCACCUCAGCAUUGCAGAUCUAGUCGUGGCUGUCUUCCAGGUACUUCCUCAACUCAUCUGGGACAUCACGUUUCGCUUUUACGGACCAGACAUCCUGUGCAGGUUGGUGAAAUAUCUCCAGACGGUUGGGAUGUUCGCCUCCACGUACAUGCUGGUGCUGAUGUCCAUAGACAGAUGUAUGGCAAUCUGCCAGCCGCUUCGUUCUUUACACAAGCGAAAGGACCGCUGUUACGUGAUUUGUUCUUGGGCACUAAGCUUGCUUUUCAGCAUCCCACAGGUUUAUAUUUUCUCCUUGCGGGAGGUGGGUUCAGGAGUAUAUGAUUGCUGGGGAGAUUUCGUGCAGCCUUGGGGAGCGAAAGCCUACAUUACGUGGAUUAGUCUGACAAUAUACAUCAUUCCAGUGACCGUUCUGAGUGUCUGCUAUGGACUGAUAAGUUUUAAAAUAUGGCAAAACUUUAAAAGGAAGACGAAGAGGGACCAGAGUAUCACUCUCACACCCAAGGCAUCGAAAGGCAACGCGCUCGCGCGGGUCAGCAGCGUCAAACUCAUUUCCAAGGCCAAAAUCACCACCGUUAAAAUGACAUUUGUUAUCGUACUGGCUUAUAUAGUGUGCUGGACUCCGUUUUUCUCCGUACAGAUGUGGUCAGCAUGGGAUCCUGAAGCACCAAGGGAAGCAAUGCCCUUCAUCAUUUCCAUGUUGCUGGCCAGUCUGAACAGCUGCUGUAACCCCUGGAUCUACAUGUUUUUUGCUGGGCAUCUCUUCCACGACCUGAAGCAGAACCUGCUGUGCUGCUCCACGCUCUAUCUGAAAUCCUCUCAGUGCCGCUGUGAUCCGGAGCAAGAUUCCCGUAAGAGCAACUCCUCCACCUACGUCAUCAAAAGCACCAGCAGCCAGCGGAGCAUCACCCAGACCUCCGUCACAUAAACCAGACGUACCUCAAAGCCAGUUUUUCACAUUUUUGAAAGCCAGACAGGAAAGCUCAAAUAUAAACCCACACAAGACUGCAAAUGUCACAGUCGGUUUUGCUUCAGCGGUGUUUUGGUUUGGGAAUUAUUCAGAAUGUCAUUUUCAUUACUCCACUUCGUUUUCUUAUCUCUGAGGACAUUGAGCUGCAGUAAUCUAUUCCUUACCUUCAUGUAUUGUGUUUCUAGACAAUACAGAAGGAACGCCGUUCGAAUCCAGACCAUGUUUAUGGGUCUAUUUACAUUUAGUCACGUCCUUUAAAUCGCAAUCUGAUCGUGCAUGCGUGUUAAGUUUGCCCUAGGUCUUGCGAAACUGGCUGCACUUGAUGUGGCUCAUCAAAACUUUGACGAUUGUGGUACAAAAUAUAACAACCGUAAUGUGCCGCAUUGUGUUCGGGGCUCACGAAACCGCCAUACGCUGACAUAAACUUCGCAUAUGUGGCCCGAACAGCCGGAUGGAUCUACACUUGGCCGAGUCUCAAACCACCAGAUUGGAUUUCUGUCCCUCUUAAAAGUAUCUUAGAGUGUAAAUAGUCCUGAUCUGAUGUAAACAUGAAAACCCACCAAAUCUUAAAGAGACAGUUGACCCAAAAAUGAAAAUUCAUACUUAUUCUCAUGGCUCCCCUUGAAAAAGAAGCAAUGAAAAGUAAUGCAAUCGACUGACUUAUUUUCAGAAAACAAGUCUGUAUUAAAGGCAACAGCCUUUAAGAAAGCAACUGUCGCUCAUUGCACAAAAGAGUUCACAUGUGGUUUGAGACGAGGAGGUUAACAAUACAAAUGAAAACAAGAUGUUGAUGACACAUCAAGUGUUUCUUCUGAAACUUAAUGAGAAACAUGGCCAGUUGCUCUUUUUAAAGAACUUGACCUGUCAAAAAAGAACGCGUUUGUUUUUUUUAAAACCACGAGCACUUUUCCUUUUUGGCACAUACACAUGUUCUUGUUGUUAUCACUGUUCUGUAUUGAUUUACAUGUAAACUUUAGUGUCAUGCCCAAAGGACCACAUCUCUUUGCAAGAUGUUUCUGCAAUGCUUCGUGGUAAUCAAACAUGACAAACACCCAAUUUGUUUUCAGAAAGUGGUGGACUGAUUGUUUACUCCUUCACUUUUAUGGUUGUUUGUCUUGAGAGAGUGUUUAUAAUCAAUGAGAUUAAAGUGUUUAUUCCAGUUACAUAUUUUGCUUAAUACUGCUCUAAAAAGUUGAUUUCAGCCUAUGUUUGUUGCUUCAUCUUUAUAAAAUAUUCUAAAGAAAACACGUUUACAAGAGGACAAGUGGAUUUCACACGAUUGUUUAUGAAUGCUGCAAGACAAAGAAAAUGAUAAAGGCAGUAUUAACAGCAGAAAAUAUUUAUUUUAUAAGGUUUAAAUACACUAUUAAAUGAUAUGCUUGUUAUGUUCCCAUUUAAAAAGCUACUGAUUUUUUUCCUCAUGGAAAAUAUACUGCCUAUUUACAUUCACUAUGUGUAGCUGUAGCUUUUAUUUAUUGAA